UGUAAUACGGGUAUCGUGUGUUGGACAAUGACACGGACACAUGUCGGACACGACAAGGGUGUGGGGUGACCGUGCUUCAUAGGUGAAAGUACAGGUCAAUGAGUUGCGAGGAAGGAAGGAGAUCAGAAGGGCAACUUGGGAAAAAUGAGGAAAAAAGGAAAAAAAAAUUGACCUUCCAUUAAAACAUUAUUACAUCUAACGAUUAAAAAAAGUUUCCAAGUUAGGGGACCUACCAAUGUUUUCCAUGGUAGAAGCUGUCAUUUAAAGUGUGACACUUUUUUCUAUUGGUAAAUUACAAUGACAAUCUCAUUGGCUACACUCCUGUAACUUGCUCAACAAAUACUAAAGAAUGACCAAGGAAAAGUCAAGGUCUUCUUCUUGAAGGACACAGAAAGCUUAAUUUCCUCUCAUCUCUCUCACCCUCUCAACACAUAGCAAUAGCAGCUAGACUAAGAUGGAGACAAUAGCAAAGGAUAUUGCAGUGCCUUUGGCUGCUGAGCAUUUGCUUCCACGCUUGAAGAAAGCACUGAAUGCGGUCAUGAACGUCCCAAAAGAUGUUGCUGACAUGAAAAACAAACUUGAUAGGAUUCAAUCCAUCAUUCAUGAUAAAGAGAAGAAGGCUGCAGAUGAAGAAGGCAACUCGCGUUUUCGAACCAAGGCAGAGGUGAAACAGCUGGUGGAAACAUCGUUUCACAUGGAAGAUAUUAUUGAUGAAUGCACCAUCGUUGAGGAAAGGCAGCUUCCUGAUGAUGAUGGAUGUGUAGCUCUACCUUGCAAGGCCGUUGAUUUCGUCAAAACUAAGGCCUCUUGCCUUCAUUUUGCGUAUAUGAAUGAGGGAGUUGAAUCAGAAUUUGCUGCAAUGAAGGACAAAAAUGAGAGCGAGUUUGUCUCCCAAGCGCAUCCUCCUGGAGGAAACCAAAACUCCAUGUUCCGUAACCUUCGAGAUGCUCCUCUUUACAUCAAGGAUGAUGAAGUUGUGGGCUUUGAUGUCGCAAGAAAAGAAUUGAUUGGUUGGUUAGAUAGUGACAGAUCAGAGCGCACAGUCAUCUCUGUGGUAGGAAUAGGAGGACAAGGAAAAACAACUCUUGCCAAGAAAGUUUUUGACAAGGUGGCUGAGAAGUUCAAACGCCAUGCAUGGAUCACAGUGUCUCAGUCCUACACAGAGGUAGGACUGUUGAGGGACCUGUUGCAGGAGUUGCGCAAAGAAAACAAGGAGAAUCAUCCACAAAAUCUUUCUACAAUGGAUCGGAAGUCACUGAGAGAUGAAGUCAUAAACCAUUUGCGCGACAAGAGGUAUGUUGUUGUGUUUGAUGACGUGUGGAAUACAAGUUUUUGGGAUGACAUGGAAUUUGCUUUAAUAGAUGAUAAAAUAGGAAGUAGGGUCUUUAUCACAACCAGAAACAAGGAGGUUCCAAAUUUCUGUAAGAGAUCUGCCAUUGUUCUUCAGCAUGACCUGCAACCUUUAACUCUUGAACAAUCUUUGAAUUUGUUUUAUAAAAGGGCAUUUGGAUCUGACUUGGGUGGACGUUGUCCAGAUCAUCUUAAGGACAUAUCCGCUGAAAUGGUUAAAAAGUGUGGAGGUUUGCCACUGGCAAUUGUGGCCAUUGGUGGUCUUUUAUCUCGCAUAGAAAGAGAUGCAACCUGCUGGAAAAAGUUUAGUGAAAAUCUAAGCAAAGAACUAGAGGAUGAUCUAUCUCCUGUGACGAAAAUUCUGAGUUUCAGUUAUCAUGAUUUGCCUGACAAUCUCAAACCAUGCUUCUUGUAUUUUGGAGUAUAUCCAGAAGAUUAUGAAGUUGAAAAUGUAAGAUUGAUUCGACAAUGGGUAGCUGAGGGAUUCAUCAAAUUUGAAGCUGAUAAAACUUUAGAGGAAGUUGCAGAACAAUAUUUAAGAGAGUUGAUUCAGAGAAGUUUGGUUCAAGUAUCCUCAUUUACUGGUGAUGGAAAACCUAAAUUUUGUCGUGUUCAUGAUUUAGUACGAGACAUGAUCCUUAAAAUUGCUGUAGAUUUAAGUUUUUGUCAUUUUGCCAGAGAGAAUGAGAAUCUGUCAGAGAGUGGGAUUAUCCGUCGGCUAACAAUAGCAUCUGGUUCCAUCGAUUUGAUGAAAAGUGUUGAAAGCUCUAGCAUUCGAUCUCUACAUAUUUUUAGAGAUGAAUUAUCAGAAUCCUAUGUGAGUAGUAUCCUUAUGAAGAAGUACAGGUUUCUAAAGGUACUUGAUUUUGAAAAAGCUGCAUUGUUUAAUUGUGUUCCAGAACAUUUGGGGGAUUUAUUCCUUUUGAGGUACUUAAGCUUCAGAAACACAAAGCUAAACGAUCUUCCAACAUCAAUUGGUAUGCUCCACAACCUAGAGACCUUGGAUCUAAGGCAAACUAUGGUGCGCAAGAUGCCAAGAGAGAUUAACAAGCUUAAAAAACUAAGACACCUUCUAGCUUAUGAUAUGUCUAAAGGGGUUGGGUAUGGGCUUCAAAUGGAGAACGGAAUUGGAGACCUAGAAUCUCUACAAACACUACGUGAAGUGGAAACAAAUCAUGGUGGAGAAGAAGUAUUUAAAGAGUUGGAAAGACUUACACAAGUAAGGGUUCUUGGCUUGACCAAUGUUCAGCAAGGAUUCAGAAAUGUUCUGUACUCCUUGAUAAACAAGUUGCAGCACAUGGAGAAGCUAUACAUUGCUGCAAUAGAUGAACAUGAAGUCAUUGAUUUGAAUUUUAUUGUAUCUGAGCUUGUAUUUCAGAAUAGUCAAUUACAGAAGGUUCGUCUUGUAGGGAGGUUAAAUGGGUUCCCAAACUGGGUUGCCAAGCUACAAAAUCUUGUUAUGUUGUCCUUGUCACACUCCAAGUUAACUGAUGAUCCAUUGGGAUUACUUAAAGAUCUACCAAAUUUGUUGUGCCUCAGUAUCCUUUACUGUGCAUAUGAAGGGAGCUGUUUGCAUUUUCCAAACGGGGGGUUUCCAAAGCUAGAACAAAUAAUAAUCAGACGCUUGUAUAAGUUGAAUUCCAUCAGUAUUGAAAAUGGAGCAUUGCCUUCUCUCAAAAAGUUGAAGUUAGUUAGUAUCUCCCAACUGACGGAGGUGCCUUCUGGUGUCUGCAGCUUACCAAAGCUUGAGGUUUUCCAUGCAAUUAAUAUGUCAAAUGAAUUUGAAGAAAACUUUCAUAGCAACCGAGGACAACGUGCUCAAUGGAUAAUAGAGCAGGUGCCAUUUGUAAGUAUUGUCGAUCGAUUUUGGCGUGAAGAAAACUCCAACUUCUAAAUCAUAGGCCCUGGGAUUUAAGUUUCACGGACUUGUAAUUCUCCAUGUGGACUUUGACAACAACAGCGUUGAAUCAUCGUGAAAACUGCCUUGGAUGUAUUAUGUUUCUUUAGCAAUCUUAGUUUAUUUAGCAAAGUGAUGUUAAACUUCUGAAUAAAGGAGUGAUUUACCACAUUUGGCUUUUUUAUCAGUUGCUUCUUAUUAUGGUUGCACCAUGUUAUGAGAAUUUCUCUUUCAAGGAUUGUAAGACCUUUGUCAUUGUAAUCAGUUUUCUGUUUCAGAAUAAGGAGAAAAACUAAUUCUGCAUAACUUUGCUUUU
Glycine soja is the source of this 3563-nucleotide messenger RNA. Its product is annotated as disease resistance protein RPM1-like. NCBI's taxonomy places the organism in Eukaryota, Viridiplantae, Streptophyta, Magnoliopsida, Fabales, Fabaceae. Bases 455 to 3244 code for a protein of 929 amino acids. Gene Ontology annotation, biological process: defense response to other organism. Gene Ontology annotation, molecular function: ADP binding. The record is from RefSeq and is a predicted model, not a curated record. The transcript is spliced from 2 exons.